ACAUAAUUAACAACUGCAUUAAAAUGAUGUUCCUUAUACUUUGUAUACUUUUUACCGGUCAUUCCGUUUACGGCCAUUCGCACAUUACGGUGUACGGGGACGUGUUUCAAAACAAAGAUUUUUUCACACAAACUCUGCCGUGGAUCGUGGAUAACAUUGGGGGUGAAUUGAAUAUUCAAUUUUACAUGCUGGGUAGCGGGAGGCAUACCGUACCCCAGAUGUGCGCGUUGGGUCAACUGGGUCUGAACACGUUUUUGCAAGCGCAAUACUUGAAGUGCGAGGCUGAAGGAACCUCUAGCGCCUACUGCUUAUGCGAAGCUGGUGUUGACGCCGAGAAAUUCAAGGAAUGUGUUAGAUCAGGUGGCAGUCUAGCCAGCCAAGCGAACGCUCAAUAUGCUCGGCUGAAACUCGACGCACUACCCUUAGUCGAAGUCGGUAUACAGGACACUGUCUUCGAAGUAGCUGACACGUGGUAUUUGAAGAAAAUAUGCACGCUUUUCCUGGAAGAUCCGCCUUUGGGAUGCGUUAAACCUUUCGCGUGUAAUACCACCGAGAUUUGGAAUACUAAAUCUGGAAUUGCACAGAUUGACAAGGAGUGUCUGACAGCGAGUUGUGUCAUCGAAAUUCCAGAUACAACCACGUCUACGACUGUGAAACCAAAUGGUCCUACAUGGGAAACUAAAUAAAAUGCAGCUAAAUAUCAAAAUAAUUUCGAAUAGAUGAAUUAUUGUUCAAUAUUAUCUAUGUAUAUAUAUCUAUACAGGACAUUUUUUAUUUACUGCAUAAUUUUUGAAUAAAUACAACAACUUUCAAAUAGGAAUGAAAAAUUUCGACUGUUCCAUACUGAAGUCCACUUAGUUGAUCACCCAAUUUGUACCCAAUUUUGACAUCGGAUUUCUUUGGAUACCGACUCUUUUCAUCAUCCGUGACGGUUCACACAAUUUGUGCAGUGUAAAAAAAUAUACCAUGUAUUUUAAACUUCAAUAAAAACGAUGCAAUCAU
This is a messenger RNA of Plodia interpunctella (Indianmeal moth), 1002 nucleotides long. RefSeq lists its product as uncharacterized. The record is from RefSeq and is a predicted model, not a curated record. The transcript is spliced from 2 exons. NCBI's taxonomy places the organism in Eukaryota, Metazoa, Arthropoda, Insecta, Lepidoptera, Pyralidae. The coding region runs from base 24 to 686 and encodes 220 amino acids.